Molecule: messenger RNA, 2144 nt
Organism: Pecten maximus
Lineage: Eukaryota; Metazoa; Mollusca; Bivalvia; Pectinida; Pectinidae
Exons: 2
Coding region: 87-1268 (393 amino acids)
Biological process (GO): signal transduction
Source: RefSeq, a predicted model, not a curated record
GCCAGGAAGGGGAGUGGAUGUGUUGCAGUUGGAGGUUUAACAAAAGGAAGGUGUUUGACUAGAGUGGACCUCCCCAAUUUCUAUCCAUGGCGUGCUCAAGAUGUCCACUAAUACGUCAACCUUCUCUCACAAAAUACAAGAACAUGAAAAUGCUGCCCAUCGGUAAAUGUUACCAUGUAACGUUUCUCCACGAUUUCUCUUUCCGCUGCAAAGCGUGGGUCCACACGGCAAUCGCAGAGCUUAACAAGGAGGGAUUCAAAUGUUUCGACCUAUCUCGUGAUGGUGUACCAAAGCUAUCGAUUCAAAAACAGAAAAUCGAAGCGUUCAAACGAUCAAAAACGGUGAUAGUUCUACUGACGGAAAAGUGUUUGAAAAAUAGAACAUUUCAGCGGGAUCUGGAUAUGCUGACGGCCGACGAUAUAUUCCACAAUGGUGGAAAUUUGUACGAGAAAAUUUUACCACUAUGGUUGGACAUCGUUCCGCUUCCGGACUCAUUGUCAUACGUGCAGCCAUUGGACGCUAGUACGUCACGCGACAUCUGGUGGGACAGACUUGUUCGCGCCAUAGAUUUUGAAAGGGUGGAUAACUCCAACAACGAUACCGAUGACCUACUUACUACUCCGUUUUGUGAAGAAAUUGAAAAAAUGGCAAAUAAAUUGAAAGUACUUGGUAGCAGACAGAUUUCAAAUCUGUUGCACAUGCCAGUGUUUCUCGAAUUGUACCAUUUCCUGGCACAAUGCGCCGACGAACGCGUGCUUCUGGCCGUUAUGGAAUCAAAUGGUGUUUAUAUUGUAGACAGAGGCGUAUAUCCAGUGAAGCUUAGGUGCUCCUUGGAGUCAUGUGACCAAGAUAUGAACAUAGAACAACUUACUUUUAUGCAUAAGCGUGACCAACCGGAUGGAGCUUGGAUGCAUCUCGACACAAGCCUCGGCAAGUGGGAAAGAAUUGAAAUUAACAUGUGCAUGCUGUGGAAUCUCCCAAUUGCAUGCUACACAGAAACUGUGUUCGUGAAAAUACCUGAGGUGCAAGGUAUGGUGUUCGUUGUACACGCAGACUUCGAAGGACCGGAUCUUCCGGACGAACAAACAUGUGGACAAUGUCGUUUUUCCCGUGGUGAGACAAAAUACAGCGAAUACAAAGAAGAGUCGUGCCUUACACUUAUUCUUGAGAAGAGAUUAGCAAAACAUCACUAUGCAUACUACUUCGUUCCAUUCUGUGGACCUGAUCAGGAAGCUCUGGAUGAUGCCAAACACAUGCUAGAGCUCUGAUGUACAUUGUCCUGUAAAAAACAUUGUGAUCAAUGCAGCUGAUUGAACAAAUUCCUCUUUUACAUGACGCGUGCUUUUAUUGGUUGUAUAAAAGCGCCAAUUCUGAGUGAUUCUGAGUUGUAUGAAAAAUGAGAAAAACUCGGGUUUGCUUGUGCGACCAUGAUUAAGGGCUUAGAACAUGUACAUGUACGAGAAAAGCACAAUCUUCGUCGUAAAUGUUCAGGUACGGGGUAAUCCAGGCGUCUUGGUUUAACCAGAAAUGAUGUCUUCCUUUUAAAGAUUUUGGCUUGAUAGUGCGAUAUUUAGUAAAAGAGGUAUUACGAUAAGUCUUCUCUACAUUGCCUGUCAUCAUGAUAUAUUAUGAUCGUUUUGACUUUAAGUUCCAAUUGAUCAAGCGUCAAGUGCUUGAUUCCUAUUUUAUUUUGAGUUGAUUAGUGUGUAACCCAGGGUUAUACAUUUGUUUCAUCACCUUCCAUUGUAAGUUUACUACAUCUAAAAUGAUAAUUUUUGAUAAUGAUUUGCAUUUUUAAACAUAUCACUUCUUUUAUUCGCCAAAAGCUUGGUUCGAGUCUUAGUCUAUCGUUUGCCUAUAGCCUGGUUUGAGCUUAAGUCUAUCCUCGUUCGCUAAUAGCCUUUUUCGAGCUCGAGUCUAUCCUCGUUCGCCAUCAGACUUAUUCGAGCCUAUCCUUUCAGCGAAAGAAUGGUUUCUUAUUGAUGAAUGUGUAAGUUAAAACGAUUUUCAUCGUCAGCUUCUUCUCGUAUUGAGAAAUACUGCUUGUCUGACACGUAUUUCAUGUUAUCCGUUACACAUUUUUUUUUUAUUUUUCUAUUGAGAGAGAGAGAGAGAGAGAGAGCUAUGUUCAAAUGUUUUUUGUU